This is a messenger RNA of Carica papaya (papaya), 4110 nucleotides long. NCBI's taxonomy places the organism in Eukaryota, Viridiplantae, Streptophyta, Magnoliopsida, Brassicales, Caricaceae. The record is from RefSeq and is a predicted model, not a curated record.
GAACUCACUUUUUGUUGUUUUCCAGAUGAAGUAAUGAUGGAGUCGGGAUCUGAGUUGCUGGGUACGGAGCUUAAUCUUUAGCACCAUAGGGCCAGGGUCUCCUUGUAGCGGGUUACCGUCUGUAAAAGUUUAUAUUAGUAUGGAUGUUGACUUGCUGGAAGGGUAUGGUAUGGGGUGUCAUUGAUGUAUAGGUAGAACUACAAGUUUACCUUGAGUUAGAACAAUGAACUGUGGACAAGUUUUGUUUAUGGGGAAUGCUAUUAGUAUGAAAUUGGUGUGUUGGGUCAUAGGAUUGUUGAUCGUACGCCGUUGGAAAAAAAAAAAAAAAGGGGCGUUACACAUUUAGUAUAAGUUAUCAGAAUUUUACACUUGCACCGUUAUUACUUGAGGAGGUAUUCAAAGAUUAGCAGCAACUCAAAAACUUAAUAAAGUCCGGAGGAAAUAAAGGAUUGAGGAACAUGAAAAGAAAAUGUUACUAUAUAGAACAAGAGCUAAGGAGACUAUUUUUCAAGAAAAAAUUAUUAACUUACCUCAAACCUUCUUUAUUAAAUAGUGUUGUUUUGCAUAACAUUUUUUCAAAGAAAACAUGAUUGGUAAAACUCCUGUAUAAAAAGUAUCCGAUUCGAGGACGAAUCAUUUUUGAAGGGGGAGAGGAUGAUGUGAACAUGGACAUGGAUCAGAAAGAAAAUGCUCAAUCCAAAGAAAGAGGAUGAAAUAGGCUAAAACAGAGAUCUUACAGCUGACCCUAAAUUUCCAUAUGUCUCCCCAUUAAUUUGACCACAAUCUCUUUUAAUUAAAUGGAAGAUUAAAUUUAUUUUAGUUAGAAAAUUAGUUUUUAAUUUUUAAUUUAUUUCGAUAUGUCUUCCCUCUUAAUUUGAUUACAAUCUCUUUUAAUUAAAAAGGAAGAUUAAAUCUCUCUUAUUUAGGAAAUUAAUUUUUAAUUUUUAAUUUAUUUUCUAUGUAAUUGCAAAUAAAAUUAAAAGAUUUUAUUUUCCUUUUUAUUUACUUGACUUGGCUUAUAAAUAAGUCACUAAAUCUUCAUUAUAAGACAUUUAGAAAUUAUUUCAAUAAUAUUAAGAGUAUUUCUUUUCAAGAAAGGUUCUUCUACCAUCUUGUUGAGUAAGGAGUGGAUCUACUUAUUAAGAUAUGACCUUGUGACGUUUUUCCAUUCUAUUUCUUUCAUUUUCAAUGACCUUAGUUUUUAUCAUUCUUGAUAGUGGGUUAAAUAGGAAGAGUUUCUAUAAAAUCAAUUUUUUUGAUGUUUUUAAAUAAAAUUGUGUGAGUUUCUGAUCACGUUGAUUAAUCUUGGGUUCCGCAUCAGUAGCCCCUUUUGUUGUGUGAAGUUUUCUCGUGUUAGGAAGAGUUCCUAUUUUUGGAAUAUUUUCACAUUUGGAGUGGAGCUUUACAACAACCCCCCACCCCGCAAAUCCAAAAUCUCCUUCAAUCUAGAUAGAUUCAGUAUCCUCGUUCCUUCGUGCAUUAUUCUUCCUUAUUGCAUGCAACAAUAUUUUCUGCUAAGUUUUCAUAUCUAAGAAUUUAAUUUAUCUUAUGUUAGUUUAAAUGGUUUUAUUUUUAGUUCUUAGCAAAUAUAAAGUUAAACUAAGUGUGUUUCUGGAACUGAAACCAUCUUCUAUCUUCUUUUUCGUCACUAAAGCCCUUUUUCAAUCUUACCAACUCAACUAUUAUUUUUUAAAAAAAAUGUAAGGAGAAGAAAAUGAAAAUUAAAAAUUAAAAAUUUAAAAGUCAGCAAAUUUCUACUAUUGAUAUAUACUCAAAUUUUUUUCUGGUGUUUUUAAGAAAGGAAGAAACAUUUUUGAAGGGAGACAGGAAAGCAAUAAAAAUUAGAAAAAAGUAGGAAAGAAAAUUUAAAAAAAAGGAAAAACCUUCAAUACACAAAAGCAAGCAAACCACUCUCUUUACCAAGUGGAUUUGUUUGUGGUUGUAAUCAUGGUUUACUUAAUGAGUUUGUCUGUGGCAAUGAAGUCAGGAUUCAUUUUGGAGGGCUCAGAUCGAUAACCAAUCUAGCUGCAGAUUUGUUAUAACUGAUGUCUUUUACCCAUUUUCUUUAAAAUGGAUGUUUAAUGUUUUUUUUUUGUUUUCUAUUAUAUGCAGUUUAUGCUUUCUAAAUUUUUCCAAAAUUUAUCAAAUCUGACAGCUUCAUAAGGAGCUUCUAAGUGCACGGGAGGAGGCAAAGGUAGCUAAUGAACAACUUGCAUCCAACGAAUGUCUGGGAGGAAUUGAUGAGAAUUUCCAGUAUGUGGUCCAGCUUUCAGAUGAAGUAGAAGAAGUAAUGACUGAAGUUCAAAAUAUGAAAGUAGUUGUUGAGAGUGCUUCAUCACUUUUGGAUGAGGUUCUUCAAGGUUUUUCUUCCUUUUCUGAUCUGUUCCUUGAGUUUGAGUCUUCCAUGGAUCAGAAUUCUGUGCAAUGGAAAUCAAUUAUCUGCAACCAUGAGAAGUUACACUUUUCCAUGAAACAGGAACUUUCUGAACUUGAGAAUCAGAAGCUUCUUCUGCAAAAUCAAUCUGUCAAUCUGCAGAACCAGAUAGAAGAACUAAGGUUGGAAGCCCAAAAUCAUGAAACAUCAUUGAUGACCUUCUCAGAACAAAGGGAUCUAGAAAAAUCAGAAUUUCUUGAUUAUAUUCAAUGUCUAGAAACAGAAAUAUCAGGUCUAUCGUCUUGUUCUUUGGCCAAGGAAAAGGAAACCCUGAGAAAGGACCUUGAGAAAACAAAAACAAAGUUGAAGGAGACUGAAUUCAAGCUUAAAAAUGCAAUCCAGGAGAAAACCAAACUUGAGGGUGAAAAAGCAUUUGCUGAGCGAGAGAUAAAACGAUUGCAUGGUCAGAAAACCCUUCUGGAGCGUGGGAUCAGCAAACAAGAUUCAAUUGCUAGUAAAAGGCGUGAUUCUACUGUUGAGAGAAGUUCAAAGGUGUUUGAUCGCAAAAGGGCAAAGAGUUCUUUUGCUCUUUCAGAACAGAAAAUGCAGGAAGAUUAUGAAAAGCUCGAAGUUCUUGCAUUUGAGAUGGAGACAACUAUUGCUUCUCUGGAAGAGAAAUUAGCUAUGGCACUCCAAGAAAAAGAAGAGGCUAUAUCUAGAAAUGUGGAUUUAGCUUCGGAAUUGGAAUCCAUCUCUAAAAAUUUGGACCUUUCAAGCUCAGAACUUACUGUAUUGCAAGAAGAAGUUUCAGGCCUUAGAUGUAGGUUGGAAGAAUCUUCUUCUGAUCAGAAAAAAAUGGAAAGCUCUAUCAAGGUGUUGCUGGAAGAAAAGGAAGAGUUAGCAAGGCAACUCACAAAUUCUCUUCUCGAAAUAGAAGAGGCGAAGGCAAUAUGGUGUUGUAAGGAGAAAGCCUCCGUUAAAGCCUUUGACGAGAAAGCCGAGUUCUAUCAUUCAGAGAUUAAAUCACUGUUAGAAGGAAUUUCAGAGGUGAAGAAUGAGUUACAAUCUUGUCGAGAGGAAUGUGAGGUCUUAAGGGAAAGACUGGCACAUUGUGAGGAGGAUGCAAGGAAGGAGAACAAGUGGAGUGAGGAGAAGUCUCUGGAAAUUGAUCGAGUAAAGAAUAAUCUAAAAUUGGUUGAUGCAGAGAACAAACAAUCUCAGGAAGCUUUAGGAAUAGUAACUUUGGAGCUUCAGCAUGCUCAUGAUAAAGUGGACAUGCUUCAGAAGGAACUCAUUUCUCUCAAGAUUGAACGAGAAGAUCUGUUAGUUCAGCAUGGAGAAUUUGAUAAAAGACUAGAUGAAUCAAAUGAAUUCCAGGACAAACUGAACAACGGCAAGGAAAAGGCAAAGCUGAGGAUGAAGCUUCGAGGGACACAAGCGCAGUUAGAUGCCUUUCGGUUCAGAUACCAACAGGCAAUGGAGGAGUUAGAUCUUAUGAACAGAAAGUUUGAAGAAGCUUCAGCCAACCUUAAGAAUAGGUUGGCAUCAAAAGGACUUGAGGUACUCAAUCUUAAGAAGCAGCUUGCUGCUGCUACUGUCAAGUAAGAUCCUUACUUCUAAUUAACCAAUUGUACACCAUCUAGCUUGUGUAAAUGAUUUGCAUUUAGAAAAAAGUAUACUAAUUAUAUAAUUAUGUAAAAGCGGAUGGUUUCAUGGAAAAGACAAUAUUUCUUCCA